Messenger RNA from Colletotrichum phormii, 2022 nucleotides. Its product is annotated as glutamate transporter. Lineage: Eukaryota; Fungi; Ascomycota; Sordariomycetes; Glomerellales; Glomerellaceae. Bases 470 to 1930 code for a protein of 486 amino acids. The record is from RefSeq and is a predicted model, not a curated record. The transcript is spliced from 2 exons. Gene Ontology annotation, biological process: L-glutamate transmembrane transport. Gene Ontology annotation, molecular function: neutral L-amino acid transmembrane transporter activity; glutamate:sodium symporter activity; L-glutamate transmembrane transporter activity. Gene Ontology annotation, cellular component: plasma membrane.
UUUCGCGUGAAAGAUGCCAACCGCCGUGCCCUCUCCCAGCUUCGAUAUCCUUCUUGGCGAGUGAGAGAUAGGCAUGCCCUAUCUCGUUUCUCGGUGAAAUCCCAUCCUGCUAAUCCUUUGCAAACCUCCCACGCGAGCACCUUCUCACCUGCCCCCAUCCCAUAGACGUAUCGGAACUCUGGGUUUGGCAUCGCAGGCUAACCUGGCCCCUGCUCGCCACACUGAUAGACAAGACUCUCGGUGCAACCCAUAAUCAGCUUGACCCACGAGCCGGGUGUUCUUCACGUAUAUAUCCCUCGCUCGAGUCGCCGAUCGGGGUCGAGGGACCUCUGUUUCCUUCUUCUUCCUUCUCUCAGCGUUGCAGCAAUCCUGGUUAGGCUCGAUCUUCUGUGGCUUGUGACACUGUCUCCAGGCACCUCCAUUGUUUCGUCAACAUCUAGACAACCUCACCCCCGUCCAGAAGCCCAAGAUGGAGAAGUCGGAGUAUGGCACUGCCGACAAGGCCGUGCGAGAGAACUCGAACUCCUCCAUGGACCAGGUCCAGCGCCAGACCUCCGUCACAUCGGAGAUCUCGGUCCACGAGAAGAAGCCGUGGUGGCAUCCGGUCAUCGAGCCUGGUUCCGCCGUCCAGAUCAUCAUCGCCGCUGCCAUCGCGGUCGGUAUCGGUUUGGGCGUCAAGACUGCCCACCCAGAUAUUCCCGAAGCCGCGACAACCAUCCUCAUCAUCCCCGGUAACCUUUGGUUGCGGUCUCUGAAAGCCGUCGUCCUGCCCCUCAUCGUGACAGCAAUGGUCCUCGCCGUCCAAAAACUCAAAGAAAUCUCCCACGGUGGCGCCAAGCUCGCCAAGUGGACAAUCGGCUACUAUGUCAUCACAACCAUCGUAGCCAUCGUCCACUCCAUCAUCAUGACCUCCCAGGUCUGGGCCCGUCUCAUGACAGUCGCCUCGGCAGAGUCCAUCGCGACAGGCAGCAUGUCCGAGAAGGACCAAGAGUCCUACGAGGAGAGGAAAGACCAAGAUAUCCCCGCCACCGUCACCGAGCUCUUCAACUCCCUCAUUCCCGCCAACGUCAUCGAUGCCCUCGCCUCGGAUCACCUGUUGGCCGUGCUCGUCAGCGCCGUCGUGAUCGGCUACCUCAUCGACAACCGAGACGGCCAAUCUUCCCUCAUCAAAGCGGCGCGUGAAGUCGAGGCCCUCAUCAUGAUCAUCAUCACCUUCCUCAUCAAGCUCGCCCCCAUUGGUGUGUUCUUCUUGAUUCUGCCAAACAUGUUCAAGCUCGACAUCAACGACAUCGGCGUGAACCUGGGCAUCUUGAUGGGCGGCGCCAUCAGCUCCAUGUUCUUGCACCUAUUCAUCAUCCUCCCCAUCAUCUUCUACGCCUUCACCCGCCAGAACCCAUACACCCUCUGGUUCAGUUGCUCGCCCGCCUGGUUGACAGCAUGGGGAACCGCCUCCUCUGCCGCGACCCUGGCCGUCACCAUGAAGUGUUGCCGUCAGACGCUCAAGGUCCCCGAGACGGUCACCAAAUUCUCCGUGCCCCUGGGCUGUCUCAUCAACAUGGACGGAACCGCCAUCUACUUCCCGAUUGUCGUCGUCUUCCUCGCUCAGACCCAGGGCCAUGUUCUCAACGCGGCCGACUAUAUCAUCAUCCUUUUGCUUUCGACUCUCGCUUCCAUCGGCACCACCCCCAUCCCCAGCUCAUCCCUCGUCCUGACUGUCAUGAUCUCUUCGAGCGUCGGCAUCCCCCCAAGCGGAAUGUACGGUGUCGUCGUUGCCAUCGACUGGUUCAUUGAUCGAUUUCGCACUGCUACCAAUGUCAGCGGUGAUCUGUUCGCUGCUGUGAUUGUUUCUAAGAUGACCGGAAUCACAGAUCCGGUCGAUGGCUCUGAGGUGGUUGAGGAAGAAAUUAGGCACAAUGACGAGCGCGUCUGAGUAAUUUGCGUGUAAGAAGUAGACAAGGAGGACAGGAACUACCUAGGUAGGAUAUAUUGAAUACCACUCUGGUUUUGUCGAAUGUAACGGAG